This is a messenger RNA of Debaryomyces tyrocola, 3258 nucleotides long. The record is from the annotation of a GenBank genome assembly. NCBI's taxonomy places the organism in Eukaryota, Fungi, Ascomycota, Pichiomycetes, Serinales, Debaryomycetaceae.
AUGAAUGGGUCAUAUCCAUCUAGUAAUAAUCCCAUACUGAAUGGAGAGCCAGUUGAUGCAAAAUCUAACCAUCCUGGAGGAGAAAUACACAACGGAGCAGGAACAAAGUUGGAGAAUGGAAUACUAAAGAAAGCACCAGAUAUACCACAUAUAACGAAUAAUAUUAUUCCACUAUCUAAUGUUUUGAAAUUUUAUACACAAGAAGCAUACAAACAAUUAACAACAGCCAUAGAGAAUUUAUCGAGUACUAAAGAUACCGAAAAUGAUUCUAGUAGGAAGAUGUUUUUCUUGAAUUUAAUUAUAUCCCUAAGACAAGACUUUCUUAAAAUAUAUACUUUGGUCAAAUGGGCUAGUUCGUCGAAGGAUGUAUCUAAACUAAUUGAUUUAUUGAAUUGGUUUAGGUCUCAAGAUUUUUAUUUUGAACAAUUAGGAUACGGAUUAAAUGAACUUAAUAGGUAUUCGGGAGCAAAAUUACCAAAUUCUGACAUAAUAACAAGUUUGGAAGUGUUUAUAAAGAAGAGACCACAGUUGCCGUCGUAUAAUUUGAUCAAUACUCCACCAAUAUCAUCAGAGAAGACUUUGGAAGUCUUGAAAGAUUUAAACUUAGCAUUAAUGGCUAGAAUGGCUUUGGUAAACAAUUUACCAAAACGAUUCAUUAAUAACUACGAAAUAAGAGAUGGUAGAGUAUAUUUUACUAUACAAAAUGAAUUCCAAGUGUCUGUCACAGUUGGGAAUGAUUUGAUUAUUGAACAAGAAGACGACUAUUAUAAGUCACCGUUCUACUUCAUUGACUUCAAGUUUCUAUUUGGGAUAAACCCAGAGACUUCAUUAAUUACACACAAGGACAACAAGAUAAUAACCAAGUUACCAAAGUCAUCUUUCCAAAACUUAGAAAAAAUUGUAAAUACUGUACUAUUAAAUCUGGGCCUUGGUGGUUUGUAUGAUCUAUUACAUAAAUAUUCUAUCUCAUUUAAGCUAUAUUUAAUUGCGAGGCAAUUAAAGGAUAUUUCAAUUAACAGUAAAUGGAGAAAUAAUAUUCAAUUCAAAUAUCAAAACGGUAAAUCAUUAAUCUUAAUCAAUUAUUGGUCAAGUCAUUAUUUAUCCAAAAACUGGAAGUCCUUUAUUGAAUUGGGCAUUGAUAAAAAUUACAACUUGAACUUUAGAUGGUUCAAAAAUGGUACAUAUGAACUAAAUCAUGGAAUAUCCGGGAUAUUUGAUAGAGAUAAUAUAAAGAAACAGCUGGAUACUUCUGAUGAACAACCAAAUGAUUUCGAGCCAAAGGAAGAAUCAUUAGAAGACUUGAGGGAGGAUAAUAAUGAAGAUGAAUCUGAACCUCAAGAUCUAAGCGUAGACUUGAUCUUAAACAUAAUAGUUAAUAAACACUCCGAAAUGUUAAUGACUAGAAUCUAUGAAACUAUACUUAAAAGGUUAUCUGACCAAGAAGAAUAUUGCUCAUUUAUAUCAUGCCAUCAAUUAUUGCUCAAAUUGACUCCUAAUAAAUCAGUUGUGUUUGCUAUCAACCCAUUGACUGGGUUUUUUUAUUUUAUUGACCCUUCCCCAAUUCAGAAUCAAGUUACGAAAAAGAUUAAUACUCAAUCGUCUAGUAAUAAGAACAAGCCUUUUUUUAGUGAAAAUGAUAUGGUGGAGAAUAUUGUUAAUCACUUGAUCCAACUAAAACUUGAUAUGUUUAACAGAGAAAUUAAUAAUAAGUUAAUCACGAGUGGUUGGAUAAAUAAUGAAAUUAUCAAGUUGAAUGACUAUGAAACAACCAAAUUAUUUAAUUUCUUGACUGGCGAUAACUUUAACAAUUCGAAUUUUAAUAAAAUCCAAUUUUACAGAUGUAAAAAUUGGCCUCUAAGUUGGUUUCUAAGCAAUUUAGUAAGUGGUGAAAAUUUCAGGACUUUCUGGUGGGUUGCUAGAAUUAAGUCUAUUAAAGGUGAAUGGAAAAUCCAAUGGGUUCAGCAAUUAAAAUUUGAUCAAGAAAUGGAAACAUCAGAUGAAUUGACUUUAAAUUAUAAAUUCUUCAAUAAUUUAUCAAGCUUAUGUUCUAAUAUGAUUAUUGAUCAUAUGGUUUUAGAAGAAUUGCAAACUAAAAAGAUCCAGUAUAUUCAAAAACAAUCGAAAGAGAAAGCUGCUGAACUUUUAAAUAAAUUUCAGAUUGAUGAGGUUGAGGAUGAAAAUAUAAAACCUGAAGAGACUAAUAGCCCAUUUGUUUAUGAAUCUAUCAUUAUGCUCUACAAUGAUAAUAGGUUAUUACCAGUUUCCAAUUCUUCAACAAGUUUAUUCUUGAAAAUAAGAUUAAUUACAUUAAAUAAUUCAACUCAAAUGAAACUAAAACUUUUCGGUAAUUUGCGGAACAUUCCUAAUACUUUAGCGGAAACCUUCAAUCAAUUGAACUUACAUAUCAGCAAAUCGCAAAACUAUUUUGAGAUCAACGAUAUUGUCAACUUAUCAAACAAAAUAAACGAUUCGUCUAUCAAGGAAACCAGGUUGUUAGACUCGAUCUUAUUGAAAUUAAAUGUUCUAAAUGAAUUGAUUAAGGUAUUGUACCAAUUAGAUCAAAAUAGCAUUGAAAUUGUAAAUAGUUCCAUUGAUAGUAUUCAAAUUAAGAUCGAUGAAGAAAGUAAUAAUUUGACUAUCAAAUUACCUGAAAUGGAUGAAAAAUUUAGGUUGCUUAGUUCUAAUACCGAAUCAAAUGAAAUGAAAUUAAUCAUAAGUUAUUUAAACAAAUAUUUGCUGAUGACAAGUAAGGUUCAAGAGAAUGAAAUCAUUGGUAUAAUCAAAUAUUUGAAAGAGAUCACACCAAUAAUUAAAACAAUCAAAUCUGUCAGAACCACCUUAGAUGAAAAAAAUAAAUUGAAAUUAAGUAACGGACUCAGCAAAUUGAACUUUGAUAUUGAAUUUCAAAAUUUGAAUUUAAUUCAAUUCGUUUAUUUUUUAAAUCAUACUAAUGUCAACUCAAACAAAAAAAUUUUAAAGGAUAAAAUUGUUAUUAAAUUGAAUUUUAUGAGAAACAGGUUUAAUAAACAAGAUAGAUUACUAUUGAAACUUUCAAUGAAAGACAAUUUAAAUUCAAGAAAUUUAAAGUAUAAGAAAUUAUUCGAAUUGAUAUACAAAGGAAUUAGCGAGGUUGACAACGCUAACGGGCUGAGAAUUACGAAAUUGAAUUACGAUUUUAUUGUUGACAGCCUGCUAAUCAACGAACUAAUGAUUAAAAUAACUAAUGCUUUUAUUCUUUAUCUAAGUGACAAUGCAUAA